Molecule: messenger RNA, 2805 nt
Organism: Musa acuminata AAA Group (dessert banana)
Lineage: Eukaryota; Viridiplantae; Streptophyta; Magnoliopsida; Zingiberales; Musaceae
Product: zinc-finger homeodomain protein 4-like
Exons: 3
Coding region: 1820-2554 (244 amino acids)
Biological process (GO): regulation of developmental process; regulation of DNA-templated transcription
Cellular component (GO): nucleus
Molecular function (GO): DNA-binding transcription factor activity; transcription cis-regulatory region binding
Source: RefSeq, a predicted model, not a curated record
UAGCUGAAGCAAUAUCCAUCCUCUCUCAUCCUUUGGUCUCCUAAAGUGGCAAACUUCUUCUUCUUCUUCUUCUAGAGAGAGAGAGAGAGAGAGAGAGAGAGGUGUGUAAUCAUCUGUACCCGUAUGUUAAUUUUGUUGCUGUUGCAGCCAACUGCAAUGAUCGCUAUCUCUUAGCCUUCCUCACACUGUACACGCUUCGAAGCCUUUUGUACUUUGGAUGAGACGUGGCGCUGUCGAAGUGUUUCGGCAUUCCGAUGGAUGGAACGGAAGCAACUCGAGAUGUUGCCAACAGCGAUCUGCUGCAAAAGUUGCAGACAUUCCCUUCAGCUUUUACUUCCUUUCUGCGAGUCAUUGCAUUGCCAUUCCUGGAAGCCUUCAAAGGACACUGGAACUCCAUUUUUAUGUUGUUUGCACAGCAUAAAGUUGGGUUUGAAUGAUUUCAUAGCAGCUCAUAUAGCCAAUAAGAACAAUGAGUAGGAAUGGAGGAAUAGUUUUGUCUGUCAAUCCAUCAAGGUGAGGUAGUGAACCAGUUGGUGGUGGGAAGAUUACAAUCCAAGGAAACCCAGUACACUACUUGACUCAUUGCAGAGGGUGAAAAAGGAGGAAAUGGGAGAGUGCUUGAGGUAGGUUUGAGCUGAAAUCAUGGCUUGUGGCAGAGAACUUCAUGCUUGGGGAGAGAACACAUAGCUUUCUUGAUGAAAAUAAUUGCAAGCUUCUGCUAUUCAUGUCAGGGAUUCACAAUUUUUUUGUGGCUGGUGGAGGGAUAGAACAAUACAUUUGAAAUGAUACUUGUGGUGACUAAAACCAAGUUCAACUUUGGUCUUUCUCAUACAUGUAAGCUCACAAAUCCUUUACCCAAAUGGUAAAGAGACGUUCUAUCGAAUGUAAUGCCACUCUGGUUCUUAAGGGACUAUGUGUACAGCAACAUAAAGGCAUUGUGGGAUAAGAAAUCUAAUCUUACACAGAUCAUAUGACUGAGAACAUUCCUUCAGUUCCAGGAGAUAAAAUGAUGUGUCUUAAGAGUCAUCGUAGAAUUCAGCUACUGUUCUCCACCAAUGUCCAUUGCUGCAAGUCUCUUCCUGCAUUCUCACAUGGAAUCAGGGUGAGGUUGACAACUCUUUUGCAGUAUGUUCAAAGGUACCUGAGACCAACUUUCAAAGAUUAAGUGAAACAGAGUCAUCUAUUUUGAUGGCAAGCAUGCAAGCAACUCACUCAAGGCAAGGACUUCAAAUUAAAUGGAAUAGGACCUAUGAGAUAUUGAAUGAUGACCUAUUCUGAGCAUUCUGGUCCACUGAAUUUGAGACAAGGGUCUGUCUUUUUCCUGUACUUUUUGAAUGCAGGACUUGAAUGUGACCAAGGUCUUGUCAUUUUAAUUUGUCAUGGGGGUGUUUUGGUUCUCCUUCCCUCUCUCUCUCUCUCUCACACUCUCUCUCUCUCUCUCUCACUCUCUCUCUCUCCAUCUGUCUUCUGUAGCAUAAGCUUGAUUCCUGGUACUGCAAGCGAAGCAAACAUCCCAUGCUUUACUUUUGUUGGGUCAUAACCUUCUAAAAUUCUUCUUGUGUUCCACUUUGUACUGUAAGAUUUCUCCUCCCUCUUUAUCUUUUGCCAGCCUUUCUGCUCCCUCACUACUGCUAUAAACCACUUGCUUAGCCUCACACAGCCACAGCUUCCAAGCUCUUCUUGUGAAGCUUCUCAUGAACAAUACCAACAGGGAGUUCCAAUUGGCCUGUUCAUAUCUCGUCAGUUUACAGGAGGGAAGGGUGGCCGAAGAAAGAAGAGUUAAAAGAAGGGGAAGAGAAAGCUGAAAGAUUGAGAGACAAUGGAUCUUUCAGGUCAUGAAGGAGAGAUCCCAAUCCCAAUAAAGAACACCCAUGACAUCUCUUCCAGUGGACCUCCUCCUCCCCUCGCCACGGCCACCAUAGUAGACUACCACCACCAUCACAACCCCUAUCCGUACAGCACCAAGAAAAGGUUGGGGGUGAAGUACAGGGAGUGCCUCAAGAACCACGCGGCCUCCAUUGGCGGCAACGCCACCGAUGGCUGUGGUGAGUUCAUGCCCGGCGGCGAGGAGGGGACUCUGGAGGCCUUGAAGUGCUCAGCCUGCGGGUGUCACAGAAACUUCCACAGGAAAGAAACAGAAGGCGAGUCCUCGUGGGGCUGCUACCACCCCCUCACGGCGAGGAACGCCAUGAACCAGAGAGGCCUCCUGUUAUCCGGGGCAGACGCGUUCGGCCUCGUUCCACGCCCGCUGCCUCACAUGAUCAUGCCCCCGGGGGCCAUGCAGACAUCCGAGUCCGACGAGAUGGAGGGGGUGGGGGACGAGAUGGCAAGGCCGAUUCUGGUGAAGAAGAGGCUGAGGACCAAGUUCACACCGGAGCAGAAGGAGAAGAUGCUGUGCUUCGCUGAGAAGGUCGGCUGGAGGCUUCAGAAGCAGGAGGAGAGUGCGGUGCAGCAACUCUGCCAGGAGAUUGGAGUCAGAAGGAGAGUCCUCAAGGUGUGGAUGCACAACAACAAGCACCACUUGGCCAAGAAGAGCCCUCCCCUGCUUCAAUGACUCUGGCUGCUUCCUCUCUCGCCAUGGCAAACUACUCUUCCCUACGACACUUGCAAUUCUGAGCUUAUAGUUAUGAUUAGCUUAAGAUUCUCCCAUGACAGUAUCUGAGUCAGAUAAUAGUAUGACACCACUGUCAACCCUACCAUAUGCUAUCUUGGCGUUUAGUGGUGUUAGUUGAUAGGUUUUGUCGACGUAGCCUUGUUUUUUCUUCUAUUAGUUGAUAAUUUUGGAUGAAAUUAAGUUUAAGCGUA